CGUACACAAACCCAUCUUAUCUCUUUUUUCUUCUUUUCCUUACGUACAUAUUUUUUAAAAAACCUUUUUUUUCUUACCUUUAUAAAAUUCAAAAAAAAUGCCUUAUACUUCAGGAAACGCUGCGGCCGGAGCCAAGCUCUUCAAGACACGUUGCGCACAGUGCCACACUGUUGAUGAGGCCGGUUCCAACAAGGUUGGACCCAAGCUUCAUGGACUUUUCGGUCGUCAGUCAGGGCAGGUCGAGGGUUUCCAGUACACUGAGGCUAACCAGAAGAAGGGUGUUGUUUGGGAUGAGCAGACUCUUUUCGAUUACCUGGAGAACCCCAAGAAGUACAUUCCUGGAACCAAGAUGGCCUUUGCCGGCUUCAAGAAGGAGAAGGAUCGUAACGAUGUUAUCGCUUACCUGAAGGACUCGUGCAAGUAAAAUGUGUCGCUCUUGUUUUGUUUAUGAUAGAUAACACAGAGUAUACUCUUUUUCCCCCAUUGUUUUAAAUAUAUAUC
This is a messenger RNA of Kickxella alabastrina, 501 nucleotides long. RefSeq names its product cytochrome c. NCBI's taxonomy places the organism in Eukaryota, Fungi, Kickxellomycota, Kickxellomycetes, Kickxellales, Kickxellaceae. The transcript has a single exon. Gene Ontology annotation, biological process: mitochondrial electron transport, cytochrome c to oxygen; mitochondrial electron transport, ubiquinol to cytochrome c. Bases 98 to 424 code for a protein of 108 amino acids. Gene Ontology annotation, molecular function: electron transfer activity; heme binding. Gene Ontology annotation, cellular component: mitochondrial intermembrane space. The record is from RefSeq and is a predicted model, not a curated record.